Messenger RNA from Thyridium curvatum, 2547 nucleotides. RefSeq lists its product as uncharacterized. NCBI's taxonomy places the organism in Eukaryota, Fungi, Ascomycota, Sordariomycetes, Thyridiales, Thyridiaceae. The transcript has a single exon. Bases 1 to 2547 code for a protein of 848 amino acids. Gene Ontology annotation, biological process: carbohydrate metabolic process. Gene Ontology annotation, molecular function: hydrolase activity, hydrolyzing O-glycosyl compounds; carbohydrate binding. The record is from RefSeq and is a predicted model, not a curated record.
AUGCCGCAAGAGGAGAAAACCAUCUCGGGCUGGACGACUGCCCCAACAAGUCAGCAGGAAGCUUCUCAGGUUGUGCUGAAGUCAGACGAUCCAACAUGCCCUGGAGCUUUCUUUACUUUUGAGGCAGUCCGACCCAAUGUCUUCAGGACUACCUUCAUCUCCGAGAGUCAUCCUCUGCCGCCUCACCCCAGCUGUCCUCGGCCAGCUCGAGAACUCGAGGCCACCAAUAUCACCAUCCAAGAUUCAGGCAAGUGUAAGGAGCUGCAGGUGGGAAACAUCACAGCCAAGGUAGACUGGAAUGGCCUGACUCCGCAUGUGUCCGUCUCGCUCAGCGGUGAUUCCGGCUCCGUUCUCCUCCAUGCCGACGUGCCUGAACGAGCCUAUGUGCUCGACGGACCAGGCGUAGCGCACUACUCCCGCUACCAAAGAAACACUCUACACGUCGGCCUGGGCGAGAAGGCGGCGCCGAUGGACCUCUCUGGCCGUCGCUUCCAACUCUCGGCGACAGACAGUUUCGGUUAUGAUGUGUACCGGACUGACCCUCUUUACAAGAACAUCCCGCUGCUGAUCAAUGCCACGCCGCAGGGCUGUGUGGCGUUAUUCUCUACCAGCUUGACGAGGGGGCAGUAUUCCAUCGGCUCCGAGAUGGACGGCAUGUGGGGUUUCUACAAGGUGUACAGACAAGACUUUGGGGGGUUGGAAGAGUACAUGAUAAUUGGCAAGACCCUCAGCGACAUUGUCAAGUCGUAUGCCGAUCUCGUGGGCUACCCGCUUCUGGUUCCUCGCUGGGCAUUUGGGUACCUGUCGGGCGGCAUGAAGUACUCGAUGCUCGACGAGCCCCGUGCCUCCGAGUCCUUGCUUGACUUGGCGAGGAAGAUGAAGCAGCACGACAUUCCCUGCUCUGCCUACCAGAUGUCAUCCGGGUACACCGUCUCUGAGACGCCUCCCAAAACUCGGAACGUCUUCACUUGGAACCGCCACAGAUUUCCAGACCCAGAAGGAUUUAUAGAGGAGUUCCACAAACACGGCAUGCGGCUCCUGGCGAACGUGAAGCCGUAUGUUCUGGCCAGUCAUCCCGAGUACGAGAAGCUCAAGGCGGCAGGAGCACUGUUCUGGGACCCUUCUACCAAGCAGACGGCUUUGACACGUCUUUGGAGUGCUGGGGGUGGCGAGAGCGACAUUGGCGGCCAUAUCGACUUCACAUCCGAGGCUGGCUUCAAGUGGUGGUAUGAAGGUGUCAAGAAGCUGCGCGAGCAGGGCAUUGACUGUAUCUGGAAUGACAAUAAUGAGUACACCAUCACUGAUGACAAGUGGGAAUGCGCCCUGAACAACCCUGCGCUUGAAGUCCCGCAGACGCACAAGCAGCGCCCUCAAGUCGGAGUGUGGGGUCGCAGCUUACACACCGAACUCCAUGGCAAAGCGUCGCACGAUGCCCUCGUGGAUGCCGCACCGGAGGAGCGACCUUUUGUCCUGACGCGCAGCGCCACGACUGGAACCAUGAGAUAUGCCUGCAGCAGCUGGAGCGGCGACAAUAUCACGAGCUGGGAGGGUAUGAAGGGCGCAAACGCCCUGUCCCUGACAGCUGGGAUGUGUCUGAUGCACUGCUACGGCCACGACAUUGGCGGCUUCGAGGGUCCUCAGCCAACCCCCGAGCUACUCCUCCGCUGGGUCCAGCAGGGCAUCUACUCCCCUCGCUUUGCGAUCAAUUGCUUCAAGACGGGCAGCGACAACAACGUCGGCGAUGUCAUUGAGCCGUGGAUGUAUCCCGCCAUCACGCCUCUCGUCCGUAAAGCGAUCAAACGCCGCUACGCUAUGAUUCCGUACCUGUACUCACUCAUGAUCGAGGGCCACCUGACGUCAAAGCCACCUCAGCGGUGGACCGGAUGGGGCUUUGAGGCCGAUCCGGAAAUUUGGACGCGGAAGAUUAUGGAUGGUGAGACCCAGUACUGGCUUGGCGACAGUCUCCUCAUCGGUGGUGUUUUCGAGGCCGGCGUGAGAGAAGGUCGCGUCUAUCUCCCCAAGGCCUCCGAUGGUGAUGAAGGCUACAUCAACCUGAACGCUCCGUAUCAAUACCUGCCUGCGGGACAGUGGGCGACCAUUGAUGCGGAAUGGCAUGGCGCUGGAAUCCCAGUUCUCGGCAGGGUCGGCAAGGCUCUCCCCGUCGGAAAGGAUGUUCAAGUUCUGUCUCCUGGUGAGACGGUCAACGUUGCAGACUUGCCGCUGGAUGAUUACAGAGGCGUCGAGAUCUUCCCUCCCCAGGGUGAUUCCAACGGCAAGUGGUACUCUACGACAUGGUACGAAGACGACGGUGUGUCCGCCGUGCACAUGAAUAAGAUAUCAAACUACGCUAUCUCCUACAGCACGAGCAAGGGCCGUAUCACUGUCAAGUUCUCGAAGAACGAGGAAGGCGGGUUCAAGGCACUUUGGAACUCGCUCGUUAUCAUCUUACCGCCUGGAGAUGAGAGGGUCGUCAGUGGUGGAGAUUGGCAUGCAGUGAGAGAGCUACCCUUGGAUUAUGAUGGUAGAAGACGGUUUGAACUUGCAUAG